Pocillopora damicornis (cauliflower coral) is the source of this 534-nucleotide messenger RNA. Its product is annotated as probable E3 ubiquitin-protein ligase DTX3. Lineage: Eukaryota; Metazoa; Cnidaria; Anthozoa; Scleractinia; Pocilloporidae. The record is from RefSeq and is a predicted model, not a curated record.
AUGGCGAAUACGUCCACUGAAAAUGCUAAAAAACUAAAGUGUGGGCAUGUCUUCUGUACUGACUGUGUGGAGACUGCUUUGACUUACGACAACCGAUGUCCAGUAUGUAAAGAACCGCAAGGUGUUGUCAAAGGAAAUCAACCUGACGGACAAAUGCAUGUGUUCCAUGGUCAGCAGAGUCUUCCAGGCUAUCGCGGAUGUAGAACAAUUAUCAUUACCUACGUCUUUCCUUCUGGGAUUCAAGGCCGGGAGCAUCCACACCCUGGCGAAACAUACAGUGGUACCAGUCGUACCGCAUAUCUUCCUGAUAACCGAGAAGGGAAAGAGGUAUUGGCUCUUCUAAGGAGAGCCUUUGAUGCCCGAUUGGUGUUCACGGUGGGUACAUCAGUAACUUCUGGGUGGCUAAACCAGAUCACCUGGAAUGAUAUUCACCACAAGACUAGCAUUUCUGGAGGACCUCAGGCGUAUGGUUAUCCGGACCCAGAUUAUCUCCGACGGGUUAAAGAAGACUUGGCAGCCAAAGGAAUCCGCUGA